UCAUUGCAGCCCUGGCCCACAGACAGCAGAUCUCUGAAGGAAGGAAAGUUUGGGGGGUUGAAUUUAAAACACUACACCGCAGACCGAACAAAUCACACACACACCGAGGAGAGACCUAAAGGAGGAAGAAAGAGCCCCCCUUUUUUUUAAAUUCAUUUUUUUUUUUAAUCCGAGUGCAAUAUUUUCUUGCGGGACUUUAAAAAGGGACGAAGAGAAUUCUUUGUUGUAGUACUGCAGUGGGGCUAACAGCGGCUCAUCCAAACACAGAGAACUGUGAUCGCAGAGAAGACCCGGGUGGUGGUUUUUUUUUUUUUUUUUUUAAUUUUUUUUUUUUUUCUUCUUUUUUUUUUUUUUUUUGAGGGGGGGGGGGGAACAAAAGAUACCCUAAAAAAAAAAAAAAAAAAAAAAAAAAAAUACAUCCACACAAUCGAAGGAAAUAAAUAUCAGCUUUCCCUGCACAUUAAGAAUGGUCACUCAGAUAAUCAGCACAAUGGAAACUCAGGUGUCCAACGGUCCGACAGGUAACAGCCUCCCCAGCUGCCCCGUGGUCAGCACCAACGGGUCCACGGACGACAGCAAGACGAACCUGAUCGUGAACUACCUUCCUCAGAACAUGACGCAAGAGGAGUUUAAGAGCCUGUUCGGCAGCAUCGGGGAGAUCGAGUCGUGCAAGCUCGUCAGAGACAAAAUUACAGGUACCGUACCUGCAUCGACCACAGGUCAAAGUUUAGGCUAUGGAUUUGUAAAUUACGUCGACCCCAACGACGCUGACAAAGCUAUCAACACGCUAAACGGACUCAAACUACAAACCAAAACCAUUAAGGUGUCCUAUGCCCGCCCCAGCUCUGCUUCGAUUCGCGACGCCAACCUGUACGUCAGUGGGCUUCCCAAGACUAUGAGCCAGAAAGAAAUGGAGCAGCUCUUCUCCCAGUACGGCCGGAUCAUCACCUCUCGAAUCCUGGUGGACCAGGUGACAGCAGGCAUAUCGCGAGGAGUAGGAUUCAUCCGGUUUGAUAAACGCAACGAGGCCGAGGAAGCCAUCAAGGGUUUGAACGGGCAGAAGCCGCUGGGCGCCGCCGAGCCCAUCACCGUCAAGUUCGCCAACAACCCCAGCCAGAAAACCGGCCAGGCCCUGCUCACCCAGCUGUACCAGACGGCUGCCCGCAGAUACACGGGCCCCCUGCACCACCAGACACAGAGAUUCAGACUCGACAACAUAUUAAACAUGAGCUACGGAGCCAAGAGCUCUCCCUCUCUGCUCCCCAGGUUCUCCCCGAUCACCAUCGACAGCAUGACCAGCCUGGCUGGAGUGAACCUGACCGGCCCCACGGGAGCCGGCUGGUGCAUCUUCGUCUACAACCUUUCCCCUGAGGCGGAUGAGAGUGUGCUGUGGCAGCUGUUCGGCCCGUUUGGGGCCGUGACCAACGUCAAGGUCAUCCGCGACUUCACCACCAACAAGUGCAAAGGCUUCGGCUUCGUCACCAUGACCAACUACGACGAGGCUGCCAUGGCCAUCGCCAGCCUCAACGGGUACAGGCUGGGCGACAGGGUCCUCCAGGUCUCGUUCAAAACCAGCAAGCAGCACAAGGCUUGAAGGGGAGAGGAGGCAGCAGCGGCAAUCCCAUUUGAAGAAAGAAAGAAAAUAAUGGAGGAGUUCAAACACACUCAUUAUUACACGCCUGAGCCCCCACCCCCCCCCCUUUUUUUUUUUUUUUUAAGGAAGCCUGAUUUGAAAUAGAAUCUGAUUUUAUUCAAUAUGCUGAUAAUGGACGUUUGAGAAUUAGACUCCGAUCCCUUUUUCUGGUUUAAUUGGUUUAUAGUGCCUCUAUAGUUACGACAGCCGUAUUAUUGUCUAUAGUCUAGAUUGCUGUACUUAAUGGCCUUAUAGAAACACAAGCUAUCUAUAGGGGUGCUGUAAUUUUGAUUGAAUUCAGGCUGUGUUCUUGGAGACAUUGGGAACUGCUAUACAUGUAGCUACUUACAGGAGUCUCUUAUCUGGACUGAAUUCAUACAUAAAUUGGAAUUCAGAAAUGUGACGUGCAAUUUUCUUGGGAAUAGUUCAAUUGAAAUAAACAAACAAACAAAAAAAAAGCCUAACGCAAACAACUUAAAAUAGAAAUAUGUAUAGGUGGUGUACAAUUUCCACCAUCAACGUUUGGGCCUUCAAAACAUCAAGAACAAACAAAGACUUUUUUAAUAAAGAGAAAGAAAGAAGCAGCAGCCAGUGUUAGCUUAUAUAUAAAUAUUUAUUGAGAUUUAUCACGGUAACUGAACAGCCAAGUAAAUAAGCAAUUUUAUAAAUCGUCCUUUGAAUACUGUUUCAGAAGGACUGGGUUUUUCAGCCCUUCCAAAUGUUGUAUUAAAAAAAAAAAAAAAAGGUAGAUCCAAAACAAAACCACCCGUCAUCUUAUAAAGACGUACUGCGUUAAUACAAGUUCCUAUUCUUCAACAGAAAUCUGGGGCACCGGGGGACUACAAAAGCAGACGCACGCAUUCAAAAUAUACAGUGCAAAAAGAUGCUCCUGAUACGCCUUUUCUUUUAGUUUUCAUUUUAGAAAUAUAUUUCAAAAUACUAAAUUUCAAAAAAUAAAUAAAGUUUGUCUAUGGAAUUUUGGACUCCUUAUAAAAAAAUAAAAAAAAAAUGUUCACAGCAGAUUUUUUUUUUUUUUUUUUUUUUUUUUAAUUAUUUUUGCAGCUGACAAUAUUGGGCAUGCAGGGGAGCAAAUAAUUUACAAUUCUGGCGCUAAAUGACCAAGCCCCGCCCUUAAAGCCCCACCCUAAAUCAAGCCCCACCCCAAAUCAAGUAACCUGUGGUUACAUGUCUAGGGGCGCCAAGUUUGCACAGCUGGUGUGCCUGUUGCAAUUCGACAAAAGAAACAGGCAAAGCUGCAUAAAAAGGCAACCAGAUAUUUCCAUGGUAGAGCGUGUUGCGUGUAAGACUGGCUUCCAUCGAGCUAUGGCCAAUCAUAUAUAAUCAAGCAAAGAUCAAGGAGCUUAUCUGAAACUCUCUAACAAUUAAAAAAAAAAUGCAAUACGUUUUUUUUUGUUGUAUUAUUUCAAUUAGAAAAAAAAAAAAGCAAACACCAAACUAAGAAAAAAAGAAAUCAGUAGAUGUAUAUAAAGCAUGCGUGCAUUCGAGACGCUGCCCCCCCCCCCCGUUUUAUUAUUCAGAGAUCUUCCUUUUUUCUCGUGACUUCAAAUAAAAAUAAUUAUGAAAUCAAAGGAUUGUUGGAAAGAUCAAAUUUCGGAUUUUUCCACGUUUGGGAGGACAAUUUAAUAAAAAAAACAGGAUAAGAAAAACAUUAAACUGUGUUUGAAUACGUGUUUGUUUUUCUAAAUAACACAGAACUAGCCAAAGAGCUUAAUCUCUUUGAUGGGCGAGGGUUACUUCAAAAAAAAAAAAAAAAAAAAAAAAAAAAAAAAAAAAUCUAUUUUUAUAAAAAAAAAAAAAAAAAAAAAAGGGACAAAGAUCUUGUUGAGAAUUUUUACAGAUUCUUGAGCGUAAAAAAACAAAACAACAAAAAAAAAAAAAGAAUAUUUUGACAGGCUACAUUGUUUCAUUGUUUUGAGGAUAACA
Messenger RNA from Polyodon spathula (Mississippi paddlefish), 3577 nucleotides. It is a transcript of the gene elavl3, whose product is annotated as ELAV like neuron-specific RNA binding protein 3. NCBI's taxonomy places the organism in Eukaryota, Metazoa, Chordata, Actinopteri, Acipenseriformes, Polyodontidae. Gene Ontology annotation, molecular function: RNA binding. Gene Ontology annotation, cellular component: ribonucleoprotein complex. Bases 467 to 1594 code for a protein of 375 amino acids. The record is from RefSeq and is a predicted model, not a curated record. The transcript is spliced from 7 exons.